Messenger RNA from Equus caballus (horse), 1224 nucleotides. The record is from RefSeq and is a predicted model, not a curated record. Lineage: Eukaryota; Metazoa; Chordata; Mammalia; Perissodactyla; Equidae.
AUGAGAAAGAUUCAACCCACUGUUGCUGGUUUUAAUCAUGGAUGGAGCCACAAGCCAGAGAUUGUAGGUGGCCUCUACAAGCUGAGAACAACUCCUAGCCAAGAGCCAGCAAAGAAACAGGAAUCUCAGUUCAUGGAAUUGAAUUCUGCCAGCAACCUGAAUGAUGUCUACCCAAGAUCCUCCAUUGGAGUUCUGUCCUUUGUGUUGCAUUACAUCAAGAGAAAUAUGAUGUCUGGUUCUCCUACGUUUUUUGACAAGACUGAUCAGUGGGUUCAGGUAAAUCUUUUUAUCACUAUGGGAAACCACAGCAUGUUCAGUGACUUCAUCCUUCUUGGGCUGUCUGCUGACCCUCAGACCCAAAUUCUGCUCUUCGUCUUGUUUCUGAUGAUUUACCUCCUGACCCUGAUGGGGAACAUGGUGAUGUUGCUGGUCAUCAGGUCUGAUUCCCACCUCUACAUACCCAUGUACUUCUUUUUGGGACAACUGUCCUUCCUAGACCUCUGCCACUCAUCUGUCACAGUCCCUAAGGUGCUGGAGAAUCUACUUUCUGAAAGUAAAACCAUCUUUGUAGAGAGCUGCCUGGCUCAGGCCUUCUUUGUGUUUGCCACUGGGGGCACCGAGGCAUGUCUGCUGGCUGUGAUGGCCUAUGACCGCUAUGUUGCUAUCAGCUCCCCUCUGCUCUAUGGCCAGGUAAUGAGCAACCAGCUCUGCAUUGGGCUGGUGUGGGGCUCCUGGGGCCUGGCCUUUGUUGAUGCUCUCAUCAAUAUCCUCUUGACUGUAAAUUUAGACUAUUGUGAGCACCAAAGCAUUCCCCACUUCAGCUGUGAGCUGUCUUCUCUCUUCCCUCUGUCAUGCUCUGAUACCUCCACCAACUUUACAGUCCUGCUGUGCUCCUCUGUCUUGCAUUUCUUUGGAACCUUCAUCUUGAUCUUCUUCUCUUAUACUCGCAUUGUCUCCACCAUCCUGAGCAUCAGCUCCACCUCAGGCAGAAGCAAAGCUUUCUCUACCUGCACUUCCCAUCUCACUACUGUGAUCUUGUUCUAUGGCUCUGGUUUUCUCAGCUAUCUCUUGCCAACCUCAGGUUCCGUUGUGGAGAUGAUCUUCCCUUUACAGUACAGUGUGGUUACUCCCAUGUUAAAUCCCCUCAUCUACAGCCUGCAGAACGAGGAGGUGAAGGCAGCUAUGAGAAGAAUGUUUAGAAGAUAUGUUAACUCUUUCACAUAG